Messenger RNA from Venturia canescens, 2396 nucleotides. It is a transcript of the gene Dbp73D, whose product is annotated as putative ATP-dependent RNA helicase Dbp73D. The record is from RefSeq and is a predicted model, not a curated record. Gene Ontology annotation, molecular function: nucleic acid binding; ATP binding. Bases 470 to 2335 code for a protein of 621 amino acids. NCBI's taxonomy places the organism in Eukaryota, Metazoa, Arthropoda, Insecta, Hymenoptera, Ichneumonidae. The transcript has 6 exons.
UAUUAUUAUUCGUCUCACAAUUAAAGUUGAAAGAAAAGUUUUAUCAUUACUAUUGCCAAUAAUAGUUAUUAUUCAAUAAAUAUAUUUGUUUUGAUGGUCAAAUAUGUCAUGGUUGAGUAUAUUUGACGAAUAAUAUAAUAAAUAAAAACAAAAACUAUAAUUUCAAAAAGAUGAGCUUGUGAUCAUAGUUUCACCAUCAUCAAAUUUUAACUCAUUGUUGGAUUUCGAUAUUCCACUAAUAAAAGAAUAUGAACAAUGAAUCAUGAAACGACUAGUGUUUUGCGCGCAUUUCUUUCAAUUCCUCAAAAAAUCGACGCACGUGCACAGUUCCAUGCGUCUAACCUAAAAGUUGUGGUCAUAACUGUCCAAGUCAAUAAUAAAUAUAAAAUUAGAUUCAACUUACUUUGAGAAAAUAAACAGAGUAAUAUACAUCAAAUUUUCAAGUAAAUUUGGUGAGAAAAAAGUAAAAAUGGAACUAUUCGUGGUUAACAGGUACGAGGGUACUGAGUCAGCUGAACCAAAAAGUGACACGAACCAUCUGUCCGAUCUUUUGAAAAAAAUUGAGGAGAGAAAAAAACAGAAAUAUGCCCAGUCGCAGGAAAAAACAGCUUCAGAAAAAAAUCAAUGCCUAUCGAGCGCCAUGGGAGUUUCUCGCAAAAAAGCAAAGAAACGCAAAAUAAAAACGGAUAAUAUCCCGAAAGAAACAACAGAAAAAUCAGAAGUGGAAGCAUUUUCUAAAAAUUUGGAGCACCAGAGUGUAGCUUUGGAACAGUCAGAAAAUGAAAAUUUAGAAAAUUUGAAACAAGGACAAGAGUUUAUGAUUCUGGGUUCAGGUUCCAAGAAAAAGGCUAAAGCAGUUCACAGGGUUUUGCCCCGUUGGUUGGCGCAUCCGGAAAUCAUCUCUUCGGACCUUAGCAGCGGACCAGAUUUGGAGGAUUUGAAGGGAGAUUUGGACCCGAAGCUUGUAGAAAUUCUUAAAUCAAACGGUUUGGUUAAAUUAUUUCCGGUUCAAGCGAGCAUCAUACGAUGGCUAUUGAAAUGUAACAGGGACAGACGAAUUGGUUGGUGGCCAAGGGACACGUGCGUUUCGGCUCCAACUGGAAGUGGAAAAACCCUGGCGUACGUUCUUCCAGUAAUACAGCACUUGCAAUCACGUUUAGUUCCAAAAAUUCGCUGCUUAGCAGUUUUACCGGUGCAAGAACUUGCAGCGCAGGUGUACAAAGUUUUCAUCACGUACAGCGCACACACGAAUCUUCGAGUGAGCCUUGUUUCCGGAGCUGCUUCAUUCGAGGCUGAACAAGACAAUCUCACAAAAAAAAGUGAAGGAGGCGAAAUUUCCAGCAGAGUUGACAUUGUCGUUGCAACCCCAGGCCGGCUCAUUGACCAUAUCGAAAAAACUGCUGGUUUCUCUUUGGAUGAUCUCCAAUAUUUAAUCAUUGACGAAGCGGAUCGAUCCACCGACUGGUUGCAAUAUAUUCCAGCUCCGCACUCACGAGCACCACCUCUCACUCUAGGCAACGUUCUUACAAGCCCGCGUAUCCCGGCGCAAAAGCUUUUGUUCAGCGCUACAUUGUCUCAAGAUCCGGAAAAAUUGAGCAGGCUCGGUUUGUUGCAGCCGAUAUUAUUUACGUCAGUCCAAAUCUCGGACAGAGACGACGAUGUGGAUUUGGACAAGGAAAUCGACAAUUUCACCGGGCGAUAUACGAGCCCCGAUGAAUUGAAAGAACGAGCAAUAAAAUGUGAAGCCGAGUACAAACCACUGGCGUUACGGCAAUUACUCGUAGCUAACGAGCCCAUCGAGAAGACUCUCGUUUUCACGAAUUCUGGUGAAUCUGCUCAUCGAUUGGCGAUUCUUCUUCGUUCAAUUGUCAACACUAAAAAUAUCACCGUUGACGAAUUGUCCGCUCAGUUGGUCCCUAAACAACGAUGCAACGUUCUCAAAAAAUUUGCUGAAGGCGAAAUUGAUGUGCUCAUCAGUUCAGACGCGUUAGCUCGAGGUUUGGACAUUCCUGGUAUAAAGUUAGUGGUAGCUUACGAUUUACCAAAGCACAUUGAGGGUUACAUUCACAGAGCUGGUAGAACAGCAAGAGCUGGAACGCCAGGAACGGCGGUAUCGAUUUUAACGUCAAAUCAGACGGCGUCAUUCACGAGGAUGUUGAGUUCAGCGAACAAGACAGUCCCGACGUUGGAAAGCUUCGAUUCACUGAGCGAAAUCGCAGAAUCGAUAAACUACGAGGAGCACAUUGAAAAAUUGAAGGAAACGUUGGCCGAAGAACAACUAGCAUCAAGUGAAAAGGGGAAAAUGCUUAAACGAAGAUGCGGAUCGAAAAAAUGAUGAAAUCGAAGGCUCGAUCAAUUGUAUAAAAGAUUAAUAAAUGGUCGUAUAACAUCGAUAA